Molecule: messenger RNA, 816 nt
Organism: Acanthosepion pharaonis
Lineage: Eukaryota; Metazoa; Mollusca; Cephalopoda; Sepiida; Sepiidae
Source: the annotation of a GenBank genome assembly
AUGUAUUUUCACCUUUCUUUCUUUCUUUCUUUCUUUCUUUAUACAUGUAUUUUUACCUUUCUUUUUUUCUUCUUUUUAUACAUGUAUUUUCACCUUUCUUUCUUUAUACAUGUAUUUUCACCUUUCUUUCUUUAUACAUGUAUUUUCACCUUUCUUUCUUUAUACAUGUAUUGUCACCUUUUUCUUUAUACAUGUAUUUUUACCUUUCUUCUUUCUUCUUUUAUACAUGUAUUUUCACCAUUCUUUUUUUUCUUUCUUUCUUUAUACCUGUAUUUUCACCUUUCUUUCUUCCUUUCUUUAUACCUGUGUUUUCACCUUUCUUUCUUCCUUUCUUUAUACCUGUGUUUUCACCUUUCUUUCUUUCCUUUCUUUAUACCUGUGUUUUCACCUUUCUUUCUUCCUUUCUUUAUACCUGUGUUUUCACCUUUCUUUCUUCCUUUCUUUAUACCUGUGUUUUCACCUUUCUUUCUUCCUUUCUUUAUACCUGUGUUUUCACCUUUCUUUCUUCCUUUCUUUAUACCUGUGUUUUCACCUUUUUUCUUCCUUUCUUUAUACCUGUGUUUUCCCUUUCUUUCUUUCCUUUCUUUAUACCUGUGUUUUCACCUUUCUUUCUUCCUUUCUUUAUACCUGUGUUUUCACCUUUCUUUCUUUAUACUUGUAUUUUCACUUUUCUUUAUUUCUUUCUUUCCUCACUCCUCUCAGAUUUCCAAAUUUACUUUUUUCUUAUCUCUUUCUUUCCUAAAUUCACUGUGUCUUUUCUUCUUCUGCCAAGUUGUUGAUAACCAACUCAUCUACCAAUUGCUUGGAGCCAUUUGA